AUGGACUUAGUACAAACUUACUACAAUCGUUUCCAGACACUGACAACAAGGUCGCCGCUAACAUCGGUUGACAGCCAUGUCUUUCAGCGUCUCCAACCAGGCGCAGUGAGGAUCAUGCGGUCUCCAUCCUGGAAGGCGAGUAGCACCCAAACGUUUUGUGUUCUUCAUACCCGUCUACCAGGUCAAUGGCUGGCCACCUCUGCUUCCGCCACUCUGACUAUGCCUAAUGUGAAACUCGACCCUGACCCUUCGCCAAGUACGGUUUCUGGCGUAAAAAAUUCCGGACUCACUCUUACUGUUCCUAGUAGGCAUGCCCCUUUGGCCUCCGGAUCUACUAUACUGCGCAGAAAAUCCCCAACAACAGAUCAGUCAUCCCACAAAACGUGUAUCCCGUCGACGACACAACCGCAUCGUGGACUUCGACCGAUUGCUCCGAAACCCCUUCACAGAAAAAACCGUAAGCGCUCGGUACCCGAAAGUUCCCUGCGGCCUCCCGUGUUCGUCUCAUUCUCCCUUUAUGGCCAGUGUUUGUCUACAGUAUCCGAGUCCGUCCUUGAAGAACGAUCACGCUAUGCCACUACGGUCAUCCCUCGAAAGCAUUUGCGUGUACUGGGACGCAACACCCUCCGGUUGCACAGUGUUAUACCACGCAGUCGCCUCAGCUCGAACACGAUGCUCUACAUUGAUGAUGUGGAAACUGCUAAAAAAUCGGUCUCUGGCUACAGGCCGCCUUUGUGGACUUGUUCACACCGGACCGUACGUCCUUUCAACCCGUAUUCUAACGAAUCUCCCCAACCGUGUUCCACUUUCCAAUCUACCGGGCCGGUGUUGGAGUCAAAAUCACCCGGAGAGGGCGAUUCUGUCUCGUAUAAACGGCUGCGCCCAACGGCCAGAUUACUUGUUCGUUUGGGGCGCCAGCUGACCCGCACUCAAUUCGCCAGGAUGGCAACAAAUGAAUGCGCUUGUGGACGGUGUAUAAUGCCGCUCGAGACGACCGCUCACGUGGGGGAUAAAGCAGAACCUGCGUCCGAUCCUCCAGAAGGUCAGUUCUCGUCACUGGAUUCCAUAGUUGCCACCAGGGAGUCCACGCAUUUAGAGUGGCGUCCUAAGCCAUCCCAUCCACGUUGGACUCGGGUACGAGAGUUGUGUAAAGGCCAACGGUGUCCUUUCAUCCCCUCAUCCAUCUUUCAGCUGCAUCGGCAUUUGGAAUUGGGGCAUCAGCACUACGUCAGACUAUUCCGCAACGACGUUGGAGCGGUCCUGCAGGACAGAGGGAGUGGUGCUAAAUCCAAAGGUGAUCCAUCCCAGAACCAAGAUACAGUGGAACCUCCUCUCUCAAGACUCUACGCUCCCCUUGUGGUCAACUGCAACUCUAGUCUUACUUUGCGUCAGUGUUGCCCCGUCUGCAUCAGUCGGCACGGAUGUGCUUCAACAAUCUUGUCACACAUUAAAAAUUUUCAUCCCUUCAUUUCGGCGCAACCCUUGGAGAAGCCAACCACCAGAUCAUGUGCAGUUUGUGGUGUGUUGACUGCGUAUCCGGCUCGAUCUGCACGCAUUGGCGUCACUGCUUCCGGUGCUGUGAUCCACCAUAAAUGUAGCGCAUCAAAGACAGCUUACCAGCACGCUGCCUGGGGGGCCUUUGAUGCACAUCCAUUGGCUUGUCUAAUCCUCUUCCCCAAUCAACACUCGAGACUUGCCUUGCCAGCAGAUGUGGCUUCCCAGCUGUACCGAUCUUUGGAUUUUGUCGUAUCUAACAAACUAAGGACGGCUGCGUCGCUGGACUCCUACAGCCUGCGUUGUAGUCUCACCAUUUCUGCCAUAUUCGGUGACCUGGUCAUACUGGAACUAAAAGGACAGGUUGCUUCUGCCAGUACUGUGGUGGCCAUAGAAGAGGGUGGUGAGACGCAAUCUAGCGUACCUGUGCCCGAAAUUCCGAAUGCAGCACCUUUUGCAAACCUUCGGUCACUGGUGCCCCCACCCCAAGUUACGCUAUCUUCUGAAGCACCCAUUCUCUCCACACUGGCUGGAGGCUUCGUCAUUCCGUCAGUUGCAAACUCUGCUCCAACAUGCUUAUUCACGAAUCACACAAACCCUUCGCAGCCAGAUAGCAUUUCCGGUUCCAAACGUACACACACCCUUAGCCCCGACACAGCAAUCCCAAGUAAACGAGUAUCCGUCGGACGAACGGAGACCGAGCCGCAGGACGUGAUAGUAAUUUCAAACGGUGAUUCGUCAGACCAUCCUAUCCCCAACUCCUCAGGUGAACAGAACAAACACAGGCAUACAAAGGACGCAGGUGCUCGGUCUGUUCCGUCAGAAUUCGGACGUUUGGGUGAACCCCCUGCAACGCCACCCUUAGACUCCCAAACCCAUCACAACAGCUUAUCUGUGAUAGACACUCCCUGCGAAAUGUGCCAUGCUACCGUCCCCACACUGAGACAUAAGAGUCAUUUACAAAUCGUCCAUGGGCUUAAACUACCCCCAAAGCCCUCUGAUCCGUGCGUGUCUUGUGGUCAAUUGUUUUGGACGGUCGAUGGAUUGGUCAAGCACCGAAGUAUUCGAUGUGAAUUCUGUCAAGAUACCGUGUGCCAGUCCACACUAUACCUACAUAUGGCUCUAAAUCAUGUGGAGGCGUUGUGUACUCGCCUGACGAAAGCUCCUAAGCAAUGUUUAAUUUGCAAUGCACCCCAGGACGAUUUGGCGCUUCAUCUAUCGAACAAGCACUUUUGUAGCAUUCCUGUGGAUGUACUCGAUCGUCUCAGAACUGAGGGUCGAAAAGUUGGCGCUUCUCUUGAACAGAAUUCCGGCGUUAGUUUGCACGAACUCGGUCCGCUCUACAUCAAGUCACAGUCCAAUCACCGUGACCUUUGGCCCGGAGCGAACACUGUUGCCGAACACGUUAUUUCACGUGAUCCUAUCGACGCUCAGUUUUCCGUGUUCAGAUGCUGUGUCUGCCACCUCAAAUUCAUCUCCAAUUUCCAGCUGGAUAUGCAUGUGCUUCAGUCAGGGCACCGUUACUGCUGUACAGGCUGUCCGUUUACUUGCACUCGUUUGGCCGCACUUGUCUCCCACAUCCUAUCGUGCUCCAAAAAGAAACCCUCAUUCCGAUUUAUUCGAUUGGGCAACGGGAUAGCCCCACCGUCCGCCCCUGUCACUACCACUACCACAACAGUUAGCACACCCACCAACCCAGUAACUCCAGCCAUCCCUUCUUCUCUGCCACUAAUGGCUACCACAUCAGUGGUCAGCGAACAGGCUCCAAUACCCAAUAUUCGUCGAGCCGUUGGACCUGUCUCUCAGUUUCAUGGAUGCGACUUGUGUCCCGUAUUUUGCUUGCGGUUAGAGGAACUGGAUACUCACCGACAAACAGUACACAACUGCCCUCCUCUGCCCAAAGUGCCUGUUACCACCACUGCCACUACUUUGUCCAUCCCUUUAACUUCUUUAACACCAGCUGUACCGCAAACGGUCACUACAGCAGUCAUUGCAACAACGCAACCAUACAUUCCACAACCCCCACCAUCUUUCUUGCCACGACGCCGGGUUGUUCCUCAGGUGACUCCCGGUCGCGCAUUGUGCCCUUCGGUCGCCCCCAGUGGUCCAAUCAUUCAGACCCAACCAAUCACAUCUAUUGUCAUUGUUCCCAGGCCAUUAGUGCCCCCUCCACGACCUCCUGCACCCACAUCGCGACCGAUCGCUCCUCGAAUUCCUGCCCCUGUCCGUGGACCAAAACCACAGACAGACGAGUUCGUUUGUCCAUUGUGCGAGUUCCACAGUUCGUCGCGCAGUGUGGUCAUGCAACACCUCACAGAAACGCACUAAGACCAGCAAUUGAGUGUCUGCCCCUCCCUACACACAUACUCCUAUCCAGUUUGUACAUAGACCACAUCCCAGAUUUGUAUCAGGUUAUAUUCUGUCUAGGCCAAUCGCUCUACACCUGGACCGGUAUCUUUUUCAGACUAUCAAACUUAAUCUUGGCUUCCUUUGUUCGUUCCGGGUCAAACCUGC
Messenger RNA from Opisthorchis viverrini, 4008 nucleotides. RefSeq lists its product as hypothetical. Gene Ontology annotation, cellular component: nucleus. Bases 1 to 3822 code for a protein of 1273 amino acids. NCBI's taxonomy places the organism in Eukaryota, Metazoa, Platyhelminthes, Trematoda, Opisthorchiida, Opisthorchiidae. The transcript is spliced from 12 exons. Gene Ontology annotation, biological process: regulation of transcription by RNA polymerase II. The record is from RefSeq and is a predicted model, not a curated record. Gene Ontology annotation, molecular function: RNA polymerase II transcription regulatory region sequence-specific DNA binding; DNA-binding transcription factor activity, RNA polymerase II-specific.